Coregonus clupeaformis (lake whitefish) is the source of this 1414-nucleotide messenger RNA. Its product is annotated as sialomucin core protein 24-like. Lineage: Eukaryota; Metazoa; Chordata; Actinopteri; Salmoniformes; Salmonidae. Bases 575 to 1372 code for a protein of 265 amino acids. The transcript has 6 exons. The record is from RefSeq and is a predicted model, not a curated record. Gene Ontology annotation, cellular component: cytoplasmic vesicle.
UAAUUUGAACCGAAUCCACUAAUUUGAAGGGGUGUCCACAUACUUUUGUAUACAUAGUGUAUGUAUCUAGCUUUUUUCGCACCAGAAAUGAAAGCUAGAUAGAGAUGUAGCUUAGCCUGCAUAAUGGGAAACAAUCAUUGUUGAUUCAAUUCCUCUUCUCUUUGAGUAAACCAAAGCAAAGACGCAUUUCUAGUCCUCUAGAUAUGUGCUUUUGUGGUGGUGGACUAUACAGGAAAUGGUAGCUUGACCUAAAUGAGGCCACAAAAACAGUAGGCCUGCUGUCCAAAUUCCUGCACUGUAGUGUACAGUCAGAACAGAACUACGUUUUUUAAAAAGUUGUUUUAUAGUUCUAACCUGGGGCUAUGAGUUGGUUGGCAUGUAUGAUCUGUUUGUUUCAUCAACAAUUUGCAAGUGAUUCCAAUAAGCAAGAAUGCAAUCCUCAGGUUAUUUCAAUUGUGAUUUAUGACAGGUGUGAGUUUCUUUCAGGAUAAUUAUAACUGUGCCACUCUGCAGUGAAGUAGUAUAAACAGGAGGUCAGUGUUUUUAAGUACAGUAGGCCAUACUGUGAAAUAAAAUGUCAGUACUAGACGUCUCACAUCACGACACUUCUCUUUACCCCUCCCUGCAAGCAAGCAAUAAAAAGUGCCACAUGACCUGUGUAGGAGGAAGUAGCAAGUUAGCAACAAGCCCCGUAUCCAGCCGAAAUCCAGAUCUCUCUCGCGACUGUAUAAAUCGGGUAGAAGAAAUUGAGAAAAAAUAUAAAUUAAACAACAUGUUCUUAAAACUUGUGUACAUUACAUUGGUCCUCGCAUUGGUGAGUGCAACAACAGCUGCAGGCGUAGUUGAUGGAUGUGCUGCACUUGCUUGUGAUGUAUGUGCUGGUGACUGUCAAUGGGUGAACUGCACAUUUACAGCAACUCCAGAUGUGUCCAAUGUCUCCUGUGUCAACGUCACAUCCAUAUAUGGUCAGAACAUGACCGUGGGCACCUGCUCCAAUGAAACCUGCUCAGUGCAGCCUUUUAGUCCAAGUCCAACCAAACCCCCUACCCCCACCACGGCUGCUAUCCCUACCCUCACCCCUAUGGUCAGCAACACAACUAACAGCAGCACCCCUGAGCCCACCACAGCUAACCUGACGACUGCAGGACCAACCGCCUUGCCCACUAACAGCACCGUCACAGUCUCUGCCUCAACGACUGCUUCAAACGGCACCGUCUCACCAGUGGGGCCCUCUCCUGCACCUCAUAAGAAUUCAACGUUUGACGCAGCAAGCUUCAUUGGGGGCAUCGUGCUGGUCCUGGGCCUGCAGGCCGUGCUCUUCUUCCUCUACAAGUUCUGCAAGUCCAAGGACCGCAACUACCACACCCUCUGAAGGACCCACACCACCCCCUCCAACCACAACACCUACUCUGCC